AUGGCAAUUCGCGUGUUGGGUAGCGUCUCCGUGGAAAGAAAUCAGGCUGUAGUGGUGUUGGAAGUGGCUGGGGGCGAAGUGGAUCGGCUGCUCGACCAGUGCCACCACUGCAAGCAUUCGUGGCAAAAGUUUCCCAUCCACGAAUCCCGACGACCAGUCCUUGUCGCCGCAAUGAUCUGCAAUGUGCAACGUGGCCUGCGGCUUGGCCGGGGCCUUUUUGUGGCCUGGUCCGGUGCUGCAGAGCAACAAGUACUGCACUCACUGCAACGACCGAAAUUGGUACGAUCAAAGCAGGCAGCGCCAUUGGCUUUGGCAUCCCCUCCGCCAGUGCUGGCUUCGAGGGAUGCUGCAGUCAAUUCGUCAUCCGCGUCGAUGUCGAGUUCUUCGGAUUCUUCGAGCUACUCCUCAUCUGACUCUGAAGGUGCAGCAGUGGAGGAAGCGCAAGGGGUCCCCACUCCACCCUUGGGGGUCCAGCAAGACGAUGGAAGUGAUGGCGAUUGCAUCCCCAGCCCGGCGUUGAACGUGGGUCCGCCUUCGCCUGGUGCUGAUUCUGAUAUGGAACACCAACCUUAA
Molecule: messenger RNA, 573 nt
Organism: Cladocopium goreaui
Lineage: Eukaryota; Dinophyceae; Suessiales; Symbiodiniaceae
Source: the annotation of a GenBank genome assembly